UACGGUCGGAAAUCGUACAUGCGGCGAGGUUGAGAUUUGGGAUUGUUGUUAUAGGCGGGUUUAAAAAAUAAAAUAAAAAACCAUUUUGGGGUUGUUCCCCUCCCUUCCCCCUCCGUUCGAGUCCGUGCCGUUCUCCGUACCUCUCAUUUCUUAUUUUCUCCCCUUUCGUACCAACAUACACCACCAUCUUCGAGUCUCUCUCUCUCUCUCCUCUCUCUCUCUCUCUCUCUCAUCUCCUCUCUUGCCAAAUCUGUCUAGAUUGGAAUAAGAGGGAAAUCAAUCAAUUAAGCGGAGCAUGCAUGUUUGAGGGCUCAUUUCUCUACAUUAUUAUUCUUCCACCACCUCUCGUGAGUUUGCCGCAAUGUAUGUGAUUUCCAUUUUUCGUUUUUGUGCGCGCGUACGUAUGCAUAUCUAUUUGGCUGCAGCCGAUGGGAUCUCAUCCGCCCAAUCGAUUCCCUUUGCUUGAAUAAAUGAAUGGACCUCGAUUGAUUAUUGUAGUUUGAAAUUGGGGAUGGAUAUUCGGUUUUAAUAUCAUAUCUAUGCUUCGGCUACCAACCAGCCAACCAACCUCUCCUCUGAUUGCAUUGCGAAUCCUUAUCGUCCUAAAUUUAUUCCCCGGUGAAUCCUCUCCGAUUCCGAUUCCGAUUCCCUCAAGCGGAGUGGCGGGUGGGGGAGGGGAGAAUAUUGCAGUCCAGAUUCAUUUUUGUGGAGGAGGAAUAAGAUGCAUGAAUUCGAUAACUGCUUCUCUUUAGCGUAAUUCUACUUUUAACUUAACUUUGAAAUGAUUAUCCUUUUGCUGCUGGCAAUUUCAGCAUGUAUUGAGAAUCUUGAAGGAUCAGCCUAAUGUUGCAGACAUACAUUUUUCUCACUCCACAUCUUUUGCCUUAUCUUGUUGGCUGUUGAUGUAUUGCUUGCAUUGCACUGUUUACUCGGUGCUGUAGCGCUUGGGCUGACGAGCUAGUCUGCGAUUAUUUGUCAAGUGCAUGCCCUUCUGUUGUUCUUAUCCUUUCAUUAUUCGUAGCUAACAAAGGUAAAUCUGGCUGAGCAUUGUUUCCUGACGAUAUCCACUGCUUAUGCUAUUGAUGCCGUUUAGUUCGUAAUAUUGGAGACUCUGUUUGUGAUAUUUCAAUCACUUGUGAAAAUUCGUCUUUGUAAGUAUACCUUUCUACAGACGUAUAGAACUAUAUGGCACCCAGCAAAAUCUCUGUAAUGAUCUCAAAGCCAGUGAUGCUAGUUUUGCUUGUUUAUCCGUACCGUUUUGACAGUCUUUAGUCAGGAAUGUGGGUGGAAAAUCACCAAAGGUUGAUUGGCAAACGAACAAGUUAAUGCUCUGCUGAUGGACCACCACAUCAAAUUUCGAGAGUAUCCAGUAGAUCACAUCCCUAUUGUUUACCACAUCCAACAAGAUGAUGAUGAUGCCAAUGUUUCUGGUGUAAUUUUUUCCCCUCCUAAUUAAUAACUAGUACCUGCAUGAAGGACAAGCAUUCAAGCCUAAGUUAAGAUAAUGAAAUUCUCUUUCCCAUUUGUUUCCCGUGUUUGAUGUUGUAUACAUGAUAGUGAUAAAGCCGUAGUCUACUUUGUUCUUUAUUUUAUUUGCUGCAUUCUUCAUCUAGAAUGGCACUAAUUACUCUCUAUCUGUGGCAGACUUUGUUCUUAAGAUGCAUCUGAAGUUGGAGAGCCAAGUGAUUUAGCAUGGUACACACGAGUAUAUUUGUACAGCAUGGAAAAGUAAAUCAGUUAUAGAUGCUGGCAUAUUGUGUGAUAAAGAUUUUGUUCAACUUGACAUGACACUGAUGUGCAUCAAAUUCCAGACGUCAAGAUAAUAGGGUUUACUAUUUGAUCUGCUCCACUUGUAUACAUGAAGUAAAAUGAGUAGGACGACUUUGUAUGGAUGCAUAUUGCAACAUGACUUAUCUUAAGCUAGGAAAAAAACACUAGUAUACAGGAUAGUCUUCAGCUGCUCAGUCUAGAAGUAUGGAAGAAUUACCUUCGGUAUCUGAGGAUUCUAACUGCAAACCUACCAGUUCAAAUGAACAGCCCGGCUCCCAAUCUAAAAUUGGCAAAAAGCCUAUUGUGCUUAAAAGCGGUGACAUCGAUGGACUACUGGAGUGUCUGGUGUGCAGUAACUCUAUGUUUCCACCUAUACAGCAGUGUCCGAGUGGGCAUACUCUCUGUAAUUCCUGCAGAAACAAAGUUAACAAUAAAUGCCCAAUAUGCAGAAAGGAAAUAGGCAACAUAAGAUGCUUGGCACUGGAGAAGUUUGCCGUUGUUCUUCAUUUGCCCUGUACUUACCAUCAUUAUGGCUGCAGUGAAAUGUUCCCUUACUACAACAAGCUGCAGCAUGAAGCACAGUGCAUCUUCAAGCCAUAUUUAUGUCCACAUCCAGGAUCAAACUGUCCCUUCAGUGGGGACAUCCCUGCUCUUCUCUCUCAUCUUCAGGAGACCCACAAGGUUGACCUUCAAGCAGGAUGUACCUUCAACCAUCGUUAUGUUAAACAGGACCCUUGUUCAGUUGAUAACCUGGCAUGGACUUUAACUCUAUUUAACUGCUUUGGCUAUUACUUCUGUCUACAUUUCGAGGCAUUCCUGCUUGGGCGUGAACCAAUGUAUAUGGCUUUUGUUCGCUUUAUUGGUGAGGAAUCAGAAGCGAGGAAGUUCAGUUAUUGCUUAGAGGUUGGUGGGAACGGGAGGAAGUUAACAUGGCAGGGUGUUCCCCGCAGCAUCCGGACCCACCACAGAGCAGUUCGGGAUAGCCACGAUGGGCUUGUACUGCAGAGGAGCCUGGCCCUCUACUUUUCCGGUGGUGACAGAAAGGAGCUGAAGCUCAGGGUCUCAGGCAGAAUCUGGAGAGAGAUCGGAGCGAUAAAAAGAAUCAAUUAGUAGCGUUUUGUUUCAUUAGGUGCUUGUAUUCUGUUUCUCCAUUUCUUUCAGACUGACUAUUUGACCUCUGUGGCAGUCAGUUGCUGCGUCAGAUAGAUAGGGCCAUGUAUAAAUUUGCUUUAUUUUACUGCCAAAUAGGGCACGAUGGAAUGCAAAAUAGCAUUUUAAGGAAUUGUUUUGUGAAACACUGAAAGUGCGAGCUUUGGCUUACCUGCUUCAUUUGAUCUCAA
Messenger RNA from Ananas comosus (pineapple), 3110 nucleotides. Its product is annotated as E3 ubiquitin-protein ligase SINAT2-like. The transcript has 3 exons. Lineage: Eukaryota; Viridiplantae; Streptophyta; Magnoliopsida; Poales; Bromeliaceae. Gene Ontology annotation, cellular component: cytoplasm. The record is from RefSeq and is a predicted model, not a curated record. Gene Ontology annotation, biological process: multicellular organism development; ubiquitin-dependent protein catabolic process. Bases 1975 to 2880 code for a protein of 301 amino acids. Gene Ontology annotation, molecular function: protein binding; ubiquitin protein ligase activity; zinc ion binding.